AUACCGUAAGAUGAGGUCGAGGUGAUGAGGGUUUUUAUGCGGGUCUUUUGCUUUGGGCCUUUUCGUUGUAAAUCCUCGGAUAUUCAUGGUUAUUUAUUGAUCACCUAUAUAAACCUUAAGCAUUAAACUAGUCCGUUUCCUGUAUCCCGACUCGCUCUUAAAUCACUUCCGCUGCCGUUGCUGCUCCGAUCACGGCUUCAUCACGUCAUAAGCAAUGGCGGACAAGGAGAAGCGCCGGUCCGGGGCUACUCCUCCAGGGAUGCUCGAGGGCAAAGCCACCAAAUCGGACAGCGACAGGGAGUUCCUGUCGCAGGCUGGGGUGGGAGAACUGCUCCGCGGGGCCAUCCUGAAGAUGGUCGAGGCUAGAUCGGACGAUCCCAUCGGGUUCCUGGCCGACCACUUCUGCAACCUCGCCUCCGUGACAGAAACUGGCACAGCUGGAUGUGGAGACGGGGAUCAAUUGAUCAACGGCCCGCUCAGCGCAGGCGCGCAGGAGCAGCAGCAUCUAAACCGGGCACUGUGGCACCUGCGGCUGGCACACCACUCCCAGAGAUCUGCCUUCAGCAACAACGUCCGCGUGGCCUAUGACCUUUUGAACCUCACCGGGCCCCACAGACGUCCAGAUGAGGUCCCUGAAGGCCCUCAUGGCUCCUGCAAUGACGGCCCGACCGGAGGUGGAGGAGGGGUGAGGGGAGGUCUCUAUACGCAGACACUGCAGUGCCUGUGCAGUGAGGGUGGAGUCCCUGCCUCCACCUCCGCUCCGCUCCUCCGACGCCUCCACUGCCAAGACCACGAGGCUGUCCCUUAUGAUGUCUUCCGUCACGGCGUGCUCACAUGUGCAGUUUUCUCAGACUACAUCCGACAGGCUCAAAGGCUUUACGCUGAAGUGUGCUGCCCGGACGAAAGGCCUGCCUCGCGGGCACUGUGUCUGGCCGUGCUGGGGACCUUAAAGGAAGCCCUGGAGACUUCCCAAGGCCGUGAUGGAAACUGCUGUGUUAAUGCAAAUUAUAAAGCUAAUUCCUGUCUGGAGGCUAACGCGAAGGCUAUACGCUACCUUGAGGCCAGUGCCAAGAUCUCUCCAUACAAGCUAGCACAGGCCAUAGCAGGAGCACAGACACAGGGCCCGGGUGGUAAUAUGGAUGCAAAAGAGUUUGAGAAUGCAGCGGCGGAGCUCUUUAUCACUCGAGUGAGAGUUGUGUCCUAGGUUUCGUGUCCAUUUUCUCAUAAUUUAUGAAUGUACAGCAACUUACAUUAUAUCCUAGAGUAAAUAAUCACCUUGUGUGUACCUUCUGUAACCUCUACUGCCGCUUAAAUAGCUACUAAACUACACCUAGGCCUAUAUAACAAGAAAUAAUAAAGUAGAACCCUCACAGCUAUUACUUCCUCUCAAUCAAUCAACAAAAUUUAUUUUGGUUCUCACACAUAAUAUAUAGGCCUACAUGCAUAACAACUGAAGCCUAUGCUUAUUAUGCCUACCCUUUUUACAUAAUUAUCUAAUGAGCAUCACUUUUCUCUCUGGAUUUAAUCCAUUCAAAAUAAACGUACAGUUACAUUAAAAAAGGGGAAAAAAGAUUCCAAGAUGUUCAUACAUGAUUACAGUGGUACACAUCUCAGAUAUUAUUUCAAUAUUUGACAUAAAGCCUACACAAAUUAAUUGUAUUGAGUUAUAUAAUUAUUUAUCACCUUGUUUUUAAACAUUUUCUUAAAAUUACAGAGUGAAGUACACAAUUUUAAUUCCUUGUCACAAUUAUUCCAUAGGUUUACCCCUUUAACAGAUAAGAUUAACAUCUAUUUUUUAUAUUAGUUCUUGCUGUUACUUUUUUAAACAUAUCUCCACCUCUCAAGACUGACAUUGACACUUUGGGAAGAUAAACACAAAUUGUAAAACACAUUUCAUGUCUAUUAUUGAACUUGUGGAAGAGAUGAGAAAUCAACAUCUGCUGUGACUGAGCAAGCAGCUACAUUGCUGUGUGAAGGACAAUAAGUUCCUUAGACUAAAUGUGUUCAAUGAGAUCUAUAUUUAUCUUGACUGUUUCCAUUAUUUAGCCUUUGACAUGAAAUGCUCGGAUUAGAAAAAAGCAGUCUGUAUUGAUCUAAAUCUAAUGCACUCCAAUACAACAACCCUGUAAAUCCUCCUUUUUUUGACAUGUCAUUUUCAUGUUUUGUUGAGAGGGAUGUUGAUCAUUUUGGCAGCUGUAAUUUGUAAUGCUGUUGUAUUGCAUUAUACUUAUGCAAUCAUGUAAUACAAGUGUUUUGUUAACCAAUUAUUAGAAACUGUUACCCAGUUUGACAGGAGCCAAUCGCAUAUUUUGUCCCAUCGUAGCAGAAAAUAUUAUGGGGAAUAAAUAGAAUAGCUGUGUUAACUUA
Micropterus salmoides (largemouth bass) is the source of this 2367-nucleotide messenger RNA. It is a transcript of the gene tpgs1, whose product is annotated as tubulin polyglutamylase complex subunit 1. The transcript has 2 exons. The record is from RefSeq and is a predicted model, not a curated record. NCBI's taxonomy places the organism in Eukaryota, Metazoa, Chordata, Actinopteri, Centrarchiformes, Centrarchidae. The coding region runs from base 215 to 1204 and encodes 329 amino acids. Gene Ontology annotation, molecular function: microtubule binding. Gene Ontology annotation, biological process: protein polyglutamylation.